Molecule: messenger RNA, 5524 nt
Organism: Gavialis gangeticus (Gharial)
Lineage: Eukaryota; Metazoa; Chordata; Crocodylia; Gavialidae
Gene: COL3A1
Product: collagen type III alpha 1 chain
Exons: 50
Coding region: 142-4518 (1458 amino acids)
Molecular function (GO): extracellular matrix structural constituent; protein binding
Source: RefSeq, a predicted model, not a curated record
CUGGAAUGCCUGUGGCUGAGUUCUGUACAGGGCCCGGGUGCUGAAAGGGCAGGGAACAAUCGAUGGUGCUAUUUUGAACUGAUUUUUCUUUCCCCCACAUUUUUAUUUUUGCACAUAGAGUCUCAUGUCUAAUAUUUAGACAUGAUGAGCUUUGUGCAAAAUAUAGUUUUGCUCAUUCUUGCCAUUUUUCAGCCCUCAGUUAUUUUGGCACAACAAGAUGUCAUUCUAGGAUCAUGUACUCAUCUUGGGCAAGUAUACGCUGACAGGGAUGUAUGGAAACCAGAACCAUGCCAGAUUUGUGUAUGUGAUUCAGGAAACGUUCUUUGCGAUGACAUCAUCUGUGAUGAUCAGGAAUUAGAUUGUGUCAACCCAGAAAUUCCAUUUGGAGAAUGUUGUCCAGUUUGUCCAACAGCACCAACAUCAGAAAAACCUCCUCCUCGUCCUAAUGGUCAUGGUCCUCAAGGCCCCAAGGGAGACCCUGGUAGUCCUGGUAUCCCCGGUAGACCUGGUUCACCUGGCUCCCCUGGAACGCCAGGCAGUCCCGGUCCUCCUGGCUCACCUGGGAUCUGUCAGUCAUGUCUCCCUGGAAAUGGAGGAAGUUAUUCUCCUCAGUAUACUGGCUAUGACACGAAGAAGGCUGGUGGUAGUAUCAUUGAUGGUGUGUAUCCAGGACUGCCUGGUCCUCCUGGCCAACCCGGGCCCCCUGGCCCAACUGGCCACCCAGGUCAACCCGGUGCGACUGGAUACCAAGGUUCCCCUGGUGAGCCUGGACAACCUGGCCCUGCUGGACCUCCAGGCCCAGCUGGAAUAAUUGGCCCAGCUGGCCCAGCUGGAAAAGAUGGAGAACCUGGAAGACCAGGCAGAAAUGGUGACCGUGGAUUCCCUGGACCAGCGGGCCACAAAGGACACCCUGGUGUGCCUGGAAUGCCUGGAUUGAAAGGUCAAAGAGGCAAUGAUGGAAAAGACGGUAACAGAGGAGAAGCUGGUGCUCCUGGUCCAAAGGGUGAAAAUGGUCAUCCUGGAGAAAGUGGAUUGCCUGGGGCAAUGGGUCCAAGAGGUCCCCCUGGUGAAAGAGGAAGACCAGGAAAUCAUGGUGGUCCUGGUGCUGCUGGUAAAGAUGGUAUCCCAGGAGUAGCUGGUCAACCUGGGCCCCCCGGCCCCCCUGGAACUCCAGGAUUCACAGGCCCUCCAGGUUUUAAGGGUGAGCCUGGUCCUCCCGGUCCCGCAGGGUCAAGUGGUCCCCCUGGAGCAAGAGGAGAACCUGGUCCCCAAGGUCAUAUUGGAGCAGUUGGUCCUCCUGGCCUUACUGGAAGACCUGGAAGCUCAGGUCCUAAAGGUGAAGUAGGCCCUUCUGGUAUUCCUGGUGCUCCUGGAUUAAGCGGAGCUCGUGGUCCUCCUGGCCCCCCAGGUGUUAAUGGAAUUCCUGGAGCAAAAGGCCCACCGGGUGAACCUGGUAAGAAUGGUGGAAAAGGGGAGCCAGGUGCAAGAGGCGAGCGUGGUGAAAAUGGUUCUCCAGGAUCUCAGGGUCCCCCUGGUGAAGAAGGCAAAAGAGGCAGUAAUGGAGAGCCAGGGGCAAAUGGUUUACCUGGUACACCAGGAGAAAGGGGUUCCCCAGGUUUCCGUGGCCUACCCGGUAGUAAUGGACUUCCAGGUGAAAAGGGUCCCCCUGGUGAACGUGGUGGUCCAGGACUUCCAGGCUCACAUGGACCUCAAGGAGAACGUGGACAAGAUGGUAACCCAGGUCCUCCAGGACUUAGAGGUUUGACUGGAAGUCCAGGAAGCCCAGGAGCUGAUGGCAAACAAGGACCUCCAGGACAUCAGGGUGAACCUGGUCGAGUUGGUCCCCCAGGCCAACCAGGUUCACGAGGUCAACCAGGUGUGAUGGGUUUCCCAGGUCCUAAGGGUAGUGAGGGUAUGCCAGGUAAAAAUGGAGAAAGAGGUCUUCCUGGUCCCCCUGGCUCACAGGGUCUUCCUGGAAAGGAUGGUGAAGGUGGUCCACCAGGUCUCACAGGACCUCCUGGUGGUUCUGGAGAAAGGGGAGAACCAGGAACUAUGGGCCCACCUGGCUUACAGGGAUUGCCAGGUAACCCAGGAUUAGCUGGAGAGAAUGGAAAACCUGGAGAAGCAGGAAUAAAAGGUGAACCUGGAGGUCCUGGACUCCCAGGCAGUAAGGGUGAAAAUGGCAUCCCAGGUGAACGUGGUGCACAAGGUCCUCCAGGGAGCCCUGGAGCUAGAGGUGGAAUAGGUCCACAGGGUCCAGAAGGUUCCAAGGGUCCUCAAGGUCUUCCAGGCCCCCCUGGUGGUCUAGGACCUCCUGGCCUACAGGGAAUGCCAGGGGAGAGAGGACCUGGUGGCAGUGCUGGACCCAAAGGAGAAAAGGGAGAGCCUGGUGGAAGAGGCGGUGAUGGCUUACCUGGUAAAGAUGGAGUGAGAGGUCCUGCAGGUCCCAUUGGACCUCCUGGUCCAUCUGGCCCACCUGGAGAAAAGGGUGAUAUUGGACCACAUGGCGCCCCUGGUCUUCCUGGUGCCCGUGGGGGUCCUGGUGACCGAGGAGAACAAGGUUCCACAGGGCCUCCUGGAUUCCCCGGACCUCCUGGACAAAAUGGGGAUCCUGGUGGAAAAGGAGAGAAAGGCCCUCAGGGCCCACGAGGUGAGAAUGGUCCCCCUGGACCUGCAGGCCAACCAGGAGGCUCUGGUGCACCAGGCCCACCUGGUCCCCAGGGAGUAAAAGGAGAACGUGGUACUCCUGGUAGCCCUGGCUCAGGUGGUUUCCCUGGUCCCCGUGGUCCGCCUGGUCCCCCUGGUAAUAAUGGUAAUCCAGGGCCACCUGGUCACGCUGGAGCUGCAGGCAAGGAUGGCCCUCCUGGUCCAACAGGUCACACUGGUCCAGCUGGCAGACCAGGUGGUGCUGGUCCAAAAGGUGACCCUGGCCCACCAGGUGAAAAAGGUCCACCAGGAGGACAAGGAGAACGAGGUUCAAUAGGCUUUCCAGGCCCUCCGGGUCUAGUGGGCGGACGUGGUCAAGUAGGAUUACCAGGCUCACGUGGCCAACCAGGCUCUUCUGGUCAACCUGGACCAAAGGGUGAAGAUGGUAAACCAGGAGUGAAUGGCAGUCCAGGAGAGCGUGGUCUACCAGGUCAAAAUGGUGCUGCUGGUCUAAGAGGCUUACCAGGAGAGCCUGGCAGAGAUGGUAAUCCUGGAUCAGAUGGUUUGCCAGGUCGUGAUGGAUCCUCAGGACCAAAGGGUGACCGUGGUGAAAAUGGUUCUCCUGGUAUACCUGGUCCACCUGGUCAUCCUGGCCCCCCUGGUAACACCGGUCCAGCAGGAAAAGCAGGUGAAAGAGGAUUUCAGGGUCCUCAGGGUCCUGCUGGUCCUCCUGGUCCUGCUGGUGCCCGUGGUACUGCUGGUCCCCCAGGUGCUCGUGGUGAAAAAGGUGAAGCUGGUGAGCGUGGCAUCAAUGGCAUUAAGGGUCACAGAGGACAUCCUGGCACCCCAGGCCUCCCUGGCCCCCCUGGUGCAUUGGGUCCACCAGGUUCAAAUGGAAAUCCAGGAGCUAUGGGUGCCAGGGGUCCUCCUGGACCAUCUGGUCCUCCUGGAAAAGAUGGUUUAGGUGGUUACCCAGGUCCCAUAGGUCCUCCAGGUCCUCGUGGUAAUCGAGGUGACACUGGUGCUGCGGGCCCACCUGGCCCACCUGGUCUCCCAGGUCCUCCUGGAGCUACUGGUCCAUGCUGUGGUACGAUAGACGGGCCAGAUAAAGGACUUGUAUAUCCAUUCUACAAUGACCAGCCAAGUGAUGAAAAGAUCAACAUAAAUGAAAUUUUAUCUUCAAUGAAAUCAAUUAAUAGCCAGAUUGAAAACAUCAUUAGUCCUGAUGGCUCACGGAAAAAUCCUGCUCGUAACUGCAGAGAUCUGAAAUUCUGCCAUCCUGAAUUCAAGAGUGGAGAAUACUGGAUUGAUCCUAAUCAAGGUUGCAAGUUGGAUGCUAUUAAAGUGUACUGUAAUAUGGAAACGGGUGAGACAUGCAUCAGUGCUAAUCCCAGGAGUGUGCCACGUAAGAAGUGGUGGACAAGUACAGAUGGUGAAAAGAAACACAUAUGGUUUGGAGAAUCUAUGGAUGGUGGCUUUCAGUUCAACUAUGGAGAUUCAGACCUUCCAGAAGAUGUCUCAGAUGUUCAGCUGGCAUUCCUGAGAGUUCUCUCUAGCCGAGCCUCUCAGAAUAUCACAUAUCACUGCAAAAAUAGUAUUGCUUACAUGGAUCAGGCCAGUGGAAAUGUUAAGACAGCUCUGAAACUGAUGAGCUCUAUUGAAAGUGAAAUCAAGGCUGAAGGAAACAGCAAAUUCACAUAUGCAGUUCUGGAAGAUGGUUGUACUAAACACACUGGUGAAUGGGGUAAAACUGUCUUUGAAUAUAAAACACGCAAGACCAUGAGGCUGCCCUUGAUUGAUAUUGCACCCGUCGAUAUUGGUGGUCCUGAUCAAGAAUUUGGUGUGGACAUUGGCCCAGUUUGCUUCUUAUAAAUCAAAGAUACUGCUCCUUCUGAAACCCUAGCAAACAAAUUCACACUCCAUCGGUGCUCCUUUUGUUUAAACUUUGUCAGCUAGUACAGGUCCAUAUCCCAGUUAUUUAUUAACAAAAUUUCUGGGAAUAAAAAAUAAUUUGAUUUAAAGGUUUUGUGGGGGGUUUUGCUAUUACACAAAGUACAAUAAAAAUGCUUUUUGCUUUUUUUUUUUUUUUUUUACCAAAUUCCAUCUUCAAAACGUGUCUCCAUGGUGCUAUAAUAAAACUUCAACACUAAAUAAAACAACACUGUGUUCUAUUAGUUAAAUACUAGCCAAUUUAAAAAGCACUGAUUGCUCCCAGUAUCAAAGUUUACCCUCCUUUCUAAGAUGAAGUCCAUAAAGCUAGAAAGACUUCCCUGUUUCAACUACCUCAACAUGGACAGAAACUGGGAUGAGUCUGAUGAUUCACACCAAAAAUAACCAAACAAAUAAAAAAUGUUGGAACUAUUGGUUAAUUCAUUGGUACCAUUUGGCUUAAAAUGAUAUAUUUCUGUACUGAUUAGUUAUGACCAGAGUACAGGGCAUCUGAAGAAUUUUGAAUACCUUAAUGUCAACAAUUGCCAUGAUGUUACUGCUGGAUUGUAUUAUGUUUUCAAGGGUGCUUCUAUACUUUCCUGUCAUUGCUGGUCAAGACCACUAAAAUUAAGGAAGUGUAAAAGACUAAUGUGUUGGUGCUAAUGUAUUUUGCACUUCUAAAUCUGCAAGGCAGAUUUAUUGACUUCCAUUAAAAGUAAAGGUUUAGCAACAAUUGUAAAUGUCUCCUGUUAAAUAUGUAAUUGGCAUGUCCUUUUUGAAGGCUAUGUCUCUUCACCCUGUAAAAGUCAAAAGAUGCAGAAUCGUGAAUUUCCUUUGUCACAUUAAAACAUUUAUAGUGUUGAAGGUUAACCAUCUUUGUAAGCUUUUAUAUGGUUGUUGGUCUAUUCCUUACAAAGACACAUAAUAAAAUAUCAUGAAAAAAAUCCUC